AGAGCAUGGUACAUAUCUGAAAGAAGUGGGUCGCAAGCACACCUCUUGAUUAAUCGUUUUGUCUAGCGCUCCGUCACAUGUGGACAGUUAAUUUGGUACAUGGUUGGUUUACUGACUAGGGGACUUUGGGAUUGGCCUGUUGGUUUCUGGAGUCGGUAUUCCCUUUUUGUGUUAUGUUGCAUCCUCGUCUCUUUGUUUUGUUUUUGUGUUGGUACAGCAUCUGUUGAUUCUGGGUUGUUCGCUCGCCGUGACACAGCAUUCAUCACUGCUUCAGGGGUUUGGGUAUCUGGGGUGUAUGUCUCCGGGGCCUCUCGUUUCCCGCUCAUCUUUGGGGGGUUCCAGGUGUUUUAUUUCUUGUUUGGUUCAGGGUCCGGUCGUGAGUUUGGUCGAAGCAUCCUGAGUCCUUUUCUUCGCGUGUUAUUUAAUGGGGGUUUGUCUUUCAUCACCGGGCAAACAUCAUCAAAAGAGUUACUGGAGUCUGUUGAUCUGCAGAGAGUUCUGGAUUGUCUUUAUGUUAUGUUUUUCCUCCGUUAAUAGGUUUAUAUUUUCUUUUUGCUUCUGUUCUGGUCAUACUGGUAUACCUUCUCUACUGUCUGGUGUCUGCAUCUAGGUUGUCGUAUCUUCUUAUCGAGU
Molecule: messenger RNA, 633 nt
Organism: Aspergillus homomorphus CBS 101889
Lineage: Eukaryota; Fungi; Ascomycota; Eurotiomycetes; Eurotiales; Aspergillaceae
Exons: 2
Coding region: 100-534 (144 amino acids)
Source: RefSeq, a predicted model, not a curated record